Messenger RNA from Liolophura sinensis, 1087 nucleotides. RefSeq names its product cysteine dioxygenase type 1-like. Gene Ontology annotation, biological process: L-cysteine catabolic process. NCBI's taxonomy places the organism in Eukaryota, Metazoa, Mollusca, Polyplacophora, Chitonida, Chitonidae. The record is from RefSeq and is a predicted model, not a curated record. The transcript has 4 exons. Gene Ontology annotation, molecular function: ferrous iron binding; cysteine dioxygenase activity. Bases 111 to 830 code for a protein of 239 amino acids.
GUCUUGGAAAUGACAUCUGGUCUGUCCGAAUGUUUAACUCAGGUCCAAGGAUCUCGGACUAACAUGUCACAAUUCCCUGGGCUGAUAUACUAACUACUUCGUAUUACAGCAUGGAAGCCAUUGAAGAAUCCAGCGCGUCUGCGCUACGGACGCUUUCCUUGGCGAAGGAAACGGACCGCAAAAAAACCACGACAGCUCCAAACUCAUUGAAAGAACUCAUCAGAGAGCUGCACAACGUGUUUUCAUCCGAUCGUGUGGACAUUGACUACGUGAAACAUCUCAUGUCCCAGUUUAAAAGCGUGAAAAAGGAGUGGAAAAAGUACGCCAAGUUUGACCCUUUUAGGUACACCAGAAAUCUGGUGGACUCUGGCAAUGGGAAGUUUAACCUGAUGAUCCUCUGCUGGAACGAGAGUCAGGGUAGCAGCAUUCACUCUCACGCCAACUCCCACUGCUUCCUCAAGGUCAUGCAAGGUUCCGUCAAGGAGGAAAUGUACGACUGGCCAAAGGAUACAGAUCACGACCUUGACACGGAGGUCACUGACGGGGUCAGUGAGAAAAUGGUGCCGCGUGAGAUCAUGAUACACGAAAGCGAGGCUGUGACUUACAUUAACGAUGACAUCGGCCUUCAUCGCGUGGAGAAUCCGAGUCACACAGACCCGGCCGUCACUCUCCACUUGUAUUCUCCACCAUUCGAUGCUUGUGACACUUUCGACCAAAGAACCGGGCGGAGGAGAGCGUCCAUCGUGACGUUCUACAGCCAGAAGGGAAGGCGCACACCAUUUAUUCCAUCAUCUGUAGAGAAACAACAACAACAGGCUGAAAACAACUAGCAGUCUACCUUGGGACGACGGUAAACACCACAGAUCCUAUGCCACAGAUCAGACAUAUGAACCUGGCUUGAAUUUCAACCAUUUAUUUUUCUAGAAAUGUGUAAACAAGAGAACGGAUACGAUUAGUACUGAAUGUAAAGGGAACGCCACAAAAUAUGUCACAGUUUUGACAUUUACAUGUGUAUAUGUAUGCUACUGCUUCGGCUUUCACUUGUUUGUUAUUUAAUACAACUGUAACAGUAACAAGAGAAGACAAC